Messenger RNA from Myripristis murdjan (pinecone soldierfish), 718 nucleotides. It is a transcript of the gene hcst, whose product is annotated as hematopoietic cell signal transducer. NCBI's taxonomy places the organism in Eukaryota, Metazoa, Chordata, Actinopteri, Holocentriformes, Holocentridae. The record is from RefSeq and is a predicted model, not a curated record. Gene Ontology annotation, cellular component: membrane. Bases 75 to 323 code for a protein of 82 amino acids. Gene Ontology annotation, biological process: positive regulation of phosphatidylinositol 3-kinase/protein kinase B signal transduction; regulation of immune response. Gene Ontology annotation, molecular function: signaling receptor binding; phosphatidylinositol 3-kinase binding. The transcript has 5 exons.
CAGCCACACAGAUCUAUCAGACCCCAGAGGACAGACAAAGCUACAGCAGCACAGAGGGCUGUUGGCAACGCACGAUGGCAGACAACAAACUGUUCAUAGUUAUCCUGCUUUCGCUCUAUGUCCAAGACUUGGUUAAAGGAGAGACAGACACCACGUCUUGUUACAGGAUCGAGCCAGGGACAAUGGCCGGCAUCAUCGCCGCAGACUUGGUGCUGACCGUUAUCAUCGUCAUCGUCACCUAUCUGUGUGCCAGCUCUCGGCGUCAGAGGAGAGAAAAUGCUGACAAGGUUUACAUGAAUGUCAGGGCAAACUGCAAGAUUUAAUCUACCAAGCAUCCUUUGAAGAUAUUACAACACAUUUUGUUUGCUUUCUGUAAAAACUAUUUUUGAGCUGGGUAUUUUUUUUUAUUUUUAUCAAUGUACAAAAUCUAAAAGAUAAACUGAUAAACCGAUAAACUAUUUUGUAAUAAACUUUUUAGUUUUUGACCGAGUGCCUUGAACCUAUUUUUUAAUGUAAUGAGGCAAAAAUAGAUUAGAAUAGAUCUACUUGAUUCAGUCCCAAAGAAGCGUGAGAUUGACUGAAACUGACAGAAAACAAAUUGUGGUUUUUAUGUCAUUUAGUGCCCUAUUUAAAAGCUUUGCUGAGCUACUUUAACAUACAGAGCACAAAAUGUUUUCCAUUCUGCCCCAGUGUGGGCUUGUGCCUCUUCAGCUGCCUG